GUCAUCAGGAAAGCCCAUCUCCGUCCUCCCCGGUAUUGCCACACUUCAGGCACUUGAAGGCUGGUAUCUGGUCCCCCCUCAAUCUCCGCGUCUCCAGACUCAGGCACCCCGGCUCUUCCAGCCCGUCUUCGUUGGUCCCUUCCUCCCAGGCCUCUGAUCCUUUUUGUUUCCCCGCGCGGGACCCUCUCCAGUUUGUCCAUGUCCUCCUUGAAGUGCCAGGCACAUAAAACGGGCGGGAGCGAUGGUCGCAGCUUCCAGAAGGUUUCAGGGGAGCAGAGAGCCCCGGCUGGUGCCCGUGGCCCCUCCAAGGAGCCUGCGGAUGCCACCCGGUGAAACUGCCCGGAGACAUGCAUGGCCCCCGGCGCUCGCCCCUUUCGGAUGCUUCCGGCCCGGCUGCUCCCCCUGCUUCGCACCCCUCUGCGGCUGCUCCCCCGCCUGGCCUCUUCCACCCCCAUGGCUGGGGAGAAGCCAGUGGAGGCGUCCAUCCGCUCCAAGCUGCAGCGGGAGCUGGAGCCCACCCAUCUGGAGGUGCAUAAUGAGAGCCAUCAGCACGCCGUGCCCCCUGGCGCCGAGACUCACUUCAAGGUGGUGAUCGCCAGCUCCCGCUUCGCCGGCCUGCCCCUGCUGCAGCGCCACCGGCUAGUGAAUGAGAUCCUGCAAGCCGAGCUGGCUGGCCCCGUCCAUGCCCUCUCCAUCCAUGCCAAGACCCCGGAGCAGUGGGACCAGAACGCCGACGUGAGCCGCAGCCCUGCCUGCCUCGGCGGCUCCAAGCACGACCCGCACAUGGCUGAGAAGCUGGGAAGCCAGGGAUAGCCUGAGGGGGCAGCAUCAGUGGGGAACUGGCGGGUUGGUAACUGGAUUAUAGGCAUUGCACUCCUGUAAGGCGUGAUGUUUAUUCUGUGCCCACAGCCCUGGCUGCGUCACUGCCCUUGGGGCAUUGGCAGCAGGGACGGUGACAACCUUGUUCCUGGUAGCAGCUGACCUAGCUGCCGGAGCAUCCGCACGGGUUUUUCAUGGAGGGUUUGCGCCUGCGUCCCCCCUUGCUGCGUCGCGCAUCCCGGCAGAGCUGGGUUGUAGUAGGGACUGAGUGCCGCAAUGUCCUUCCAGCUCUCAGCGCCACUUGUUGAAAUGGGGGAGGGAGGGUCUUUGCACCGUGAAUAAAGCCUGUGCUCCAUCAAGCCAUGGGGAACAUAUCCGUCACCGUCUCUGGCUUUGGGUUUGAUGGUUGGGAGAGAUGGACCUUACCUUGCGUUUUGCUGGCUUCUUCUUUCUCUCCCCUCUUAUGCAGCAGGGCACGGUCUCAGCUGCAUGCACCCCCUGGUGAUGUGAGCUUAAUUUGCAUCAAAUGAACUUUUCCACCCUGGGGACCCUAUAACAUCUUUUUAUUCUGUGCAAUAUGAAGUUUCAUUUCUACCUGGGAGAAAUGUUAUAAUCUGUGCAUUCUCCUUUGCCUGAGGAAAAGCGAGCAAGCCCAAAAGCUUGCAAGUAACGACAUUUUUUGUAGCUAUUUAGUCGGUCUAAUAAAAGAUACCACCUUU
Messenger RNA from Alligator mississippiensis (American alligator), 1538 nucleotides. It is a transcript of the gene BOLA1, whose product is annotated as bolA family member 1. The transcript has 2 exons. The record is from RefSeq and is a predicted model, not a curated record. Lineage: Eukaryota; Metazoa; Chordata; Crocodylia; Alligatoridae. Gene Ontology annotation, cellular component: mitochondrion. Bases 352 to 813 code for a protein of 153 amino acids.